Aureobasidium namibiae CBS 147.97 is the source of this 1887-nucleotide messenger RNA. Its product is annotated as actin-like ATPase domain-containing protein. The record is from RefSeq and is a predicted model, not a curated record. Bases 1 to 1887 code for a protein of 628 amino acids. Lineage: Eukaryota; Fungi; Ascomycota; Dothideomycetes; Dothideales; Saccotheciaceae. The transcript has 2 exons.
AUGGCGCCUUUCAAAGACGAGCAGAUCUUGAUCAUCGCGCCUGGCUCGCGAACAACUCUUGCCCAGCUCGGCCUCCCCGAAUCUCUGACCCCGGCACGUUUUCGAGUGCGCUCAUGCAUGUUCCCUGCCGAAAAGCCUGGCGAGUUUGAACCAAAUAAAGUCCGCCGGAAAGAAUCCCCUCCCACCCAAGCCGAUAGUGAUCCCGAGUACGAAGAGGAUGUCCUGUCCGAGCAGGGCGCCGUCUGGCCAAUUCAACAAGGUCGCAUUGUCGACUGGGACUGUUUCUUCGCCUUGAUCGACAAUGUCCACCGCAACAUCAACCCCCCCUUCCACACUGCGAUCCUACUCAUCGCCCAGCCGAUAUGGACUCCCAAGGAACACGAGAAGAUUGCUCAGUUCAUUUUUGAAAAACUAAAGCCCCCAGCCUUUGGCUUGAUGGACGCUGCCUCGGCCACAUUGUACGCCUAUGGUGUGCCCACAGCCACCGUUGUCGACGUGGGCUACGAAAAGGCCGACGUCACUGCCAUCUACGACUAUCUAAUCCACGAUACAGGCCGCGCCCUGAGCGUGCCUGAGUGCGGUGGAGAAGCCCUGACUGAGCGUCUCUUCCAACUCCUCUCCUCGAGGGGUUUCUCCAGAGAAGUUUGCGAUCAGCUGAAGAAGAGUCCCAUCUGCGAGAUCCUAGACGGCGACCUCCCAACCGAGAAUGCCGCUGCUGCCUCAGAUCAACCAUCCAACCCUGCUGCCGCUGCCAGUACUGGCGCAGAAGGCUCAGGCCCCGACCAGCGAACGACUACCGCUGCUCUUGGUGAAACUCCUCUAGGACCAGGCCCCGGCACUCAAGUUGGCAGCGAACAGAAAGAUGGUGAGGACAACGAGGGUGUGCUCGAUAUAGCCAGCAUCGUCACAGGCGGAAACAUGAGUGAAUUCCUGGAACGCAAAGAGAAAGAAAAGGCUGAAAGGCUAGCCGCAAAAAAGAAGGGCACCGAAGCUGGUCCGGUUGGCGCAAAGCCCGCAAGACUUCCCAACUCGAAGAGGGUUAAGAACACCUUCAUAUAUGAGGAUCACAACUUGCGCAAUGCCAUGAAACAACAAAACUAUAGCGACCAGCAGAUUGCAGAUAUGCAAGCCGCUGUCGAUGUUGGCCCUGCAAAGAAGAAUGACGCAGAUGCUGGUGAUGCAGACCGACCCAUGACUGACGGUACUCAGGACGAACAGCAUCUACAUGGCGGAGCUAUCCGUCGAGAAGCUGAGGUCGGUAUCGAGCGGUUCCAAGCUGCUAGUGGUGGUAUGCUGGACAGGCUGGUCGAUGUCAUCUAUCGCACUGUUUCUUCUGUGGAGGAGGUGGGCAAGAGAAGCGAGCUGUGGGAUUCACUGAUCAUCGUCGGCAAUGGAUCAAAGGUUCGUGGCUUUAAGGAAGCUCUCUUGAGCACGCUGCAGACAAAGUACCUGAUCUCACCAUCAUCGGCCACUAUCUUCACAUCAGAGCUCCCGUCUAACCUCUCAACGCCAAUGGCAACCGGUGCCAACACGCCCCAGCCAUCAAUACCCCCACACUUGAGCUCUGGUGUCAACCCUCUCCUCUACGCUGCAACUACGGCACAGAACCCGCAGCUGAACCCUUUGAACGGUGGAAUGCCGGGCGGACACAUGCCUCACAGCUUGCACACCUCGCAUGCGCAAUCGCCUACAAGCUUGAAACUCGCCAAGAUGCCAGAAUACUUCCCGGAGUGGAAGGACGCGGGUUAUGAAGAAGCAGUAUUCCUCGGAGCUCAGGUGGCUGCAAAAGUGCUCUUCAUGGUAGAUCAAGGGUUGAGCAAGGGAUAUAUGACGAGGACAGAUUACAAUGAACAAGGACCUCAGGGAAUUCACGAUUGCAGCAUGUAA